AUGUUGAUAAUCAACGACUUGAUAUUAUAUUACAAGAAAAUACUUUUUACUAAUAAUCUUAAGUUUGUAAUAACAACAUUAACUGAUGAUAUUUUCUCAAUUGCUGAUCCAAUAUUAAAUCGAUUUUGCAUAAAUAUCUUACCAAAAAUUCAUUACAAUGUUAAAUCUCUUAUUCUUGAUUCAAUAUCUAUGGAAAAAAUUCUUCUUGCUGGUGAUUAUCCUAAUUUAACUCAACUUAAACUUUUCAAUUUUAAUGGAAAAAUUGUUUCACGUUAUUUUACAUGUGAAUCACCUUUUCGACAUAUUUUUCAAGAACAAAUUGCAGAUCUUAUUCUUGUAUUCGAAAAGAAUUUUAAUGCAAUAUCAAACAAACUUUAUGCAACCAAUUUAUAUGGAUAUGUUUUCAAUUUCUUCGUAAAUCUCAAACAUUUAUCUAUUAUUGGAUUAUUUCCAUAUCGUGUUCCAUGUUUGAAAUUUCGUCAAUUACCUUUAACUAUUUGUUUCCAUUCAACUCUUUACAAAUUAUCCCUUUCUGUUCAAAAUCUUGAAGAUUGUUAUGCUUUACUUGAUGGUCGUCUUAAACAAUUAACUACAUUAAUUCUUCAUAUUGUUCAACCAGAAUAUUCAGAAUAUUAUUCAUCAAAUAUCAAUAAUAUGGUAAGUUUUAUACUUUAUUAG
Molecule: messenger RNA, 678 nt
Organism: Rotaria sp. Silwood2
Lineage: Eukaryota; Metazoa; Rotifera; Eurotatoria; Philodinida; Philodinidae
Source: the annotation of a GenBank genome assembly